Rhodofomes roseus is the source of this 1244-nucleotide messenger RNA. RefSeq lists its product as uncharacterized. Lineage: Eukaryota; Fungi; Basidiomycota; Agaricomycetes; Polyporales; Fomitopsidaceae. The record is from RefSeq and is a predicted model, not a curated record. The coding region runs from base 357 to 1019 and encodes 220 amino acids. The transcript is spliced from 10 exons.
GCGCGAUCAACUUCUUGAGACCACCACGACGAACCCAAUCCUCUCCGAUACAUAACGGCCGCAGUACAUCGCAUGGAAGGGUUUCCAGCACCGCCGUAGAACGUUGGCUUCCCCCCUCCAAGGCGAGUGCACCCGCAGCAAGGCAACUUGACCCGGAAUUUGGGAGGAAUCAGGAUGUCGGGACUUUCAGCGGCGGAGAUCAGGGCUAUCACGUUCUCGCAGUACAGAGAUGCCAUUUGUACGUUCUCCGGCGCCGGUAAGUCCGCUGUCAGUACUUCAGUGCUAGCGGCAGGCCGAUAUCGACUUCCUCGAUCACUCCUGUCAAUGUCACAGACGGCUGACAUGCAUGGCCAGUGAUGCUGCUAUAUGACUACCUCCUCACGGUCGACCAGGAGGCGGAGCUCAUAUGGAGGAAGCCCAACGCGACGUCAAUCAUCUUCGGUCUCAAUCGAGUCGUCACACUUGGGCUCGUCUACGAGUAUACCUUGUAUCUGCACCAUUAUACGUACGGAAGCUGCAAGGGCACGACGAUAUCAUCUGCAGUUUUCACCUUUCUCUCGUACCUCGUUUGGCCGGCUGUUUCCGGCCUUAGAGUGUUCGCACUCACAAAGCGGAAGUGGUGGCUAGCGAUAUUGACGUUCGUGUUGGGCAUCGCACCAUGGAUCAUAGAUGUGUACAUUGUUGCGACAUUAUCGUUCCGCGUCGUCCCGGGUCCUCUGAAGGGUCAAACCAUGUGUCAAGAAGACACCACCGUAAACCGAGGGUUCUACUGGAAAGCGCUCGUCGUGUGCCGUGGAUGCAGCAUAGCGUCCGACCUCAUAGUCCUGCUCGUGACUCUGUAUCGCAUAUUCCCUCGGCCCCUCGCACACUGGGGCUUGAUCUGGAGACAAUCGUUCGCCCAGAUAUUGCUUAGAGACGGGGUGCUGUAUUGCGCGGCGCUGACCGCGAUCACUGCGACGGAGAUCGGGUUAUAUCUAGCCGCGACAGACGACUUCAUCAACUUUUUCAUCGCGCCGUAGGUCGACCGGUUGUCAUUAUCCGCAGAAGAUGAUUUACAGGCGAUACCAGCAUAUCCACCGUAUUCGUCUCCCGUUUCAUACUCAAUCUCCGUGCGUGCGCUGCGGAGGCCGAUAUGGGCGUCGGCUCCUCCGAGAGCACCACGUUCAACGGGUCCACUUCGCGAACGCUGACGUUUGCGUUCACUCAGAUUACACGUGAGUUCCUUGACACCAUGUUCCCUAUCG